AUGCGCAACCUUUUCCAACUUCUCCCGCUGGUAAUCACCGCGGUCAUAGCUUGUCCCCUUCCCGGGCCUACUCUCCCGCAGCCAAAGGACUUAGUUCGGUCUUCGAUCCUCUCUACGGCCCUCAAGAACUUGACCGCCACCUUGGACUCUGCCGUAGCGGGCGACAUCGACCCGGGCUUCCAAGUGAACAUAACCUCGUUCUCCAUCGUCCUCAACGACGCCCACAACCAGCUGUGGGAGUACCACCACACAGCAGAGACGACCACCAACGGUACGCACUCGGUCAACGCCAGCUCGCAGUACCGCAUCGGAUCCGUCAGCAAGGUGUUCACGGACCUACUGCUGCUCCGGCUGAACCUUGACCUUGGAGACAAGAUUACGAAGUACCUUCCUGGACUCAACGAGGGCAAUGGAACCAUCGAGUGGGACCGUGUCACCUUGAGGGAUCUAGGAAGUCAUAUGUCCGGCGUGCAAGCCAACUACGGCUUCUUGGAGGAUUACGUGGCGGAAAAACAGUAUGAGCAGUUUGGAUUUGCGCCGCAGGACCCAGAUUCAUACUCCCUGUGUGGAGUGGCUGGGCUGCGACCAGAGCCGUGUACUGAGGAGUUGGUCGUUGAGGGUCUGUCGAACUCUCAUGCGAUAUUCCCUUUGCACUCGAAGCCGGCAUAUUCCAAUAUCGCCUUCGCACUGCUGGGAUAUGUGGUCCGUAACGUCACCGGCCUGUCGUUUGAAGACGCUAUGCGUAAACACCUGACAGCGCCCAUGGGGAUGAACCGCACCACAUUCAGUCCCAUUAGCGAGGGAGAUAUGGUGAUCCCUCCGAGCCCUGACGCUCUCUGGUCAACGGACCUUGGCGCAAACAAUCCCGGCGGAGGAGCCUACUCAACCGCCCACGACAUGGCCAUUCUCCUCCGCGCCAUCCUGUCCUCCGACUCCGACCUCCUGCCGCAGGCCACCAUCAACGAAUGGCUGCAACCUGUGACCUUCGGCUCGGAGAUCAACAGUGCCGUCGGCUUUCCAUGGGAGAUCACGCGGACCUCCAAGCUCUCUCCAAUCCGGAUCGUCGACCUCUACAACAAAGACGGCGCGCUACCCGGGUACAGUUCGAUCUUCUCACUGAUCCCAUCUUCGGACAUUGGUUUCGCCAUUUUUGUCGGCGAUGGCGACCUGGUGAGCAUGGCGCCCUACGUCCUGGCCGAGGCGCUGCUCGCGAGCGUCUUCCCCGCCGUCGACGAGGCUACGAGGCUGGAGGUCGUGGACACAGGUUACACUGGGAACUUCUCGGCCGGCAACAGCUCCAUCCAGCUCGUGAUGGGCGAGGGCGGUAACGGAUUGCUCGUCGAGAAAUGGCUGAGCAGGGGCGUCGACCUCUUGGCGCUCUCGAAUUCUCCUGGGAGCAACACGACUUUUAGGCUCUAUCCGUCGGAACUGGUGACUGUCGACGGGGAUACCGAGGAGGAGGUUUGGAGGGUGCUUUUUGAGACUCCGGGCCUGCCUAGGCCGGAGCUGGAAAGCGAGGGCGUUUUUGCCUCCGAUUGUGCCAGCUGGGGACAGCCCGGAAGGCUGCUGUAUAAUGGACAGCAGGCGGAUAGGUUGGUGGUCACGAAGAGGAACGGCACGGUGGAGUCUCUCGAGUUCCCCGUGCUGGGGGUGGUGAUGAAGAAGGAGUGA
Messenger RNA from Tricharina praecox, 1671 nucleotides. RefSeq names its product beta-lactamase/transpeptidase-like protein. The record is from RefSeq and is a predicted model, not a curated record. The transcript is spliced from 3 exons. Lineage: Eukaryota; Fungi; Ascomycota; Pezizomycetes; Pezizales; Pyronemataceae. Bases 1 to 1671 code for a protein of 556 amino acids.